AUGUCCGACGCAGAGGAGUCUUACAGGCGCGCGCUUUCUCGCGUGCUUGGCGCUGCCAAUUUAAUGUGUUGCUUUCAUGUGAAGCAAGCGCGCAAGGAUUGCCUGGCCAAGCGGUCCGCGGGCACAGCUGAGCAGAAGGCUGCGCAGUGGGCGAGCGUGUCCGCCGACAUGGACGCGCUGCGGUGCGCCGCGAACCACGCUGACUUCAGGUCCCGCUGCGAGGCAGUCGAGAAGAAAUGGCAGCAGGAUGGACUAGGCGCCGACACUGCUUGGACGGGUAAAGACGGCAUUUCCAGGAAUUUCGUGUCCUACUUCUUGCAGCAGUGGGGGCCGUCGGGCCUUGCGCCAGAGUGGUACUUCGGCGCGCUCGCGGGAAACAGCGACGCGGCGGUGGAGACCGCCCCCGGGACGAACAAUGGCGCCGAGAGUUGCAUCAAGAACAUCAGGAAGGCCGCAUGCGGAUUGGAUCAGGUUCGCACUGUUUCCCUCGACGUCCUCGAUCCGCGGGCGGCCAGGCGCGUCGACGAUGUCACGCGGAGCAAAGCCGUGGCUUUCGAGACCCUUUUCGGCGCGGCCCGAAUUGCCAGGGUGGAAGGUCAUUCUGUCAGCUUGUAUUGUUGUCUGCCGAGGGGGGGGCCCAAGGACGCCGACGUUCGCAACCGGGAGGCCAUGCCCAGGGACCUUGCGAGGGAGAGUUGCAAGGCUUUCGCCGCGAAGUGUCGCGGAGAGCCGACGACCCCAGAGAAGCUCGCACUCUUCGCGGGCCGUGAUGCUAGCCGCGUCUUUGGCAUCGACCACGGCAAGGCAUUCUGCACCUGCGCGCUGUUCCCUUCGCUGAAGAUGUGCUUCCACUCGAUUGGCCCCCAGGUCCACACGGGCGCGUUGACCGCGCCGCCCAGGCUGAAUGCCAUCCACUUGCCUGCGGCAAACCCCGCCGUGCCAACGCUAUCAGAGAACGCAAAGACUCGCAAUC
Molecule: messenger RNA, 973 nt
Organism: Prorocentrum cordatum
Lineage: Eukaryota; Dinophyceae; Prorocentrales; Prorocentraceae
Source: the annotation of a GenBank genome assembly